This is a messenger RNA of Didymodactylos carnosus, 771 nucleotides long. The record is from the annotation of a GenBank genome assembly. NCBI's taxonomy places the organism in Eukaryota, Metazoa, Rotifera, Eurotatoria, Philodinida, Philodinidae.
AUGCCGGAUGUCAAAGACGAAGCUAUUUUAAAUUACAACGGGCAACAACUCACAAUUAAUGUUCAAAUGUUAAAUGAUCUUGAAAGGCUCGGCACUGGAUGUUUUGGAAAUGUGAUGCUUGUGGACGUUGUUGAUCAUCCUGAAAUCAAAAUGGCUAUUAAAAGAAUGACAUUACAACCAAAAGAUGAUUCAAAUAAUGAUUUCACUGCUGAUACCGAUCUAAAAACAAUUAGAGCUGUUGGCUCACAAGAUCACCCAUAUAUAAUUAAAUUUUAUGCAGCAUUAGUCGACACGCGCGAUAGCCAACUUGUUAUAUGUAUGGAAGCAAUGAAUGCCUCGCUGGAUCGUUUUUACAGAGCAAUGCAUAUUGCCAAAAGAUUUGAGCAACUUGAUGCACUAUUACGUCGUGUUUCGAAUAACCCCGAACGUCUCUGGACCGGAGCCCCAUAUGGAAUACAAUCUGAUAUGUGGGCAUUAGGAAUCAGUUUACUAGAAAUUGCGUCUGGUGUGCAUCCAUUUGAAAGAUUACAACAGUUCGAAUUAAUAACUAAAAUUGCAACAUGGAUUCCUCAAAUUCCAAAUACAAUUUCAACCGAGAUGUCGGAAUUUAUUUUUAUUUUACUCAAAAUUGAUUUAAAUCAACGUCCAAGUUCAUACAAUGAAAUUCUUGAAAUGUCUGUUGUUAAAAAUGUAUCUGAACAACCAUCGACAGAAGAAAUUAACUUUGUAACGAGUAUUCUAGAAAAAAUUCCACCGUUAGAUGAUUAUUAG